AUGGUCCAAAACAAAGCCCUCGUCUACAAGAAACUGCCCUCGGGCACCCCCGUCGUCGGCGAACACCUGGCCAUCGAAGCGCUCGACUUCGACCUCAGCCAGCCCAUCCCCGAUGGCGGCCUGCUCGUGCGCGGCCUCUACUUCAGUCUGGACCCGUACAUGCGCGGCCGCAUGCGCGAUCCGCUCACCACCAGCAGCUACGUGCCAGCGUUCCCCCUGGACAAGCCCAUGGUAGCCUACGGCCUGGUGCAGGUCAUCAAGUCCGCCAACCCCAAGUACGCCGCGGGCAGUAUCGUGUUUGGCAUCUUUGAGAUUGCCGAGUACAGUGUUGCUGCUGUGCCCGCGCGGUUUGAGCUGCCGAUUGGGCAGACCAUUGACAGCAAGGAGUUUGUUGCUGCUGCUGCUGCUGGGGGCAGCAAGAAAGUGAAUGGGGUCGAGCUGUCGUAUUACCUGAGUGUUCUGGGCAUGACGGGUCUGACUGCUUAUUCGAGUUUGUAUGAGAUCGGGCAGCCCAAGAAGGGCGAGACCAUCUUUAUCUCGUCUGCGGCGGGCGCGGUGGGACAGAUUGUCGGGCAGAUUGCGAAGCGCGAAGGGCUGCGGGUGAUUGGGAGCGUGGGCGAUGAUGCCAAGCUGGCCUUCAUUGUGAAUGAGCUGGGCUUUGAUGCUGGGUGGAAUUAUAAAAAGGGCGAGACGCCGCUGGAGGCGUUGAAGCGGUUGGCGCCGGAGGGCGUGGAUAUCUAUUACGACAAUGUCGGCGGCGAGCAGUUGGAUGCUGCGCUGCAGACGAUGAAUGUUGGGGGGAGAAUUGUUGUCUGUGGCAUGAUCUCGCAGUACAACCUGCCAGCGGACCAAAAAUACCCAAUCAAAACCCUCGGGGCCCUCGUCUCAAAGAGAGUCAGAAUGCAGGGCUUCCUCGUCAACGACCCGGACUUUGGCCCCAAGUACUUGAAGGAGAGGAACGAACGCAUUUCAGAGUGGCUCGCCGAGGGCAGCAUCGUGUGCAAAGAGGAUGUCAGCUAUGGCAUCGACUCGGCGCCCACGGCGUUUGUGGACAUGCUCGCGGGCAAGAAUUUUGGCAAGGCUGUUGUCAAGGUUGCUGAUCCGGAGUAG
Talaromyces atroroseus is the source of this 1110-nucleotide messenger RNA. RefSeq lists its product as hypothetical. NCBI's taxonomy places the organism in Eukaryota, Fungi, Ascomycota, Eurotiomycetes, Eurotiales, Trichocomaceae. Gene Ontology annotation, molecular function: oxidoreductase activity, acting on the CH-CH group of donors, NAD or NADP as acceptor. The coding region runs from base 1 to 1110 and encodes 369 amino acids. The transcript has 4 exons. The record is from RefSeq and is a predicted model, not a curated record.